AUGGUUUUCAUUAAAUUUUUGAAAAACAUUGACGAGGAAAAGAAACCUUUAUUUUGUCUAUUCGCCAAAGUAAUAGAGCAUUAAACAGUUAUGGUAUUUUAAAACACUUUGUAUGUUUUUGAUAAUCAAACAAUAAUUGAUUAUUUUAUUGAAUAUAGAAAACAAUUUUAAAAUGUUUAUUCAUUAUAAGACACUUGCAAAUCCUGCUAUUAAUUACAUAGGAAAUUUGAUGCAGAUAUUGAUGUGAUAAUAUAUAAUUUUUUGAUUGAGGAUCAAACAGCUGAUAAUAAAGACAUAGAAAUUACAAAAAAGGGAGGGAAAAAAAUUUCUUUAAGUGUUAAGAAAGUUUCAUAGCUUAAUUAACCGCAAAAGUCAUCAGUUUUGAUAGUAUAGCAUCCUUUGUGUAUUAAUUUUUAUCUGCUUUUAAACAACUAGUUCAAAUAAAUACUGGAAAUGAAACUCAAAGACAUAAUAAUUAGUUUUUCUAUAACAAAUGAAUAGUAAUUAAUAAUUUUGAAUGAAAAAAAUGAGUUGGAGAUUUAUGAAUUAUCUCUUGGUAUACUACAUAGUUAAAGUAUUUUGUUGAAAAGAAUAGCUUUAAAUGUUUAUGAUUAGAUAUUUUUUAAAAUAACAUGUAAUUAUCUCCAUGGAUAAAGAAAUGUAUAUAAAGUAAGGCAAGGUGAUCUGCACGAAUUUUUAAAGUAUCAUGAUGUAAAGGAUUCCUAACCAACAGACUUAGAAUAGUUAGAUGAUAGAAUGACUGACAUUAGAAAUAUGAAAGUGCAUCAGCUGAGAAAAGACUGUUGGGUUUUCGCAUAUAAACGAUAUGAGCAUUUUGUUUAUUCAUAAAAUAGUAUAUACAAAAUAUUAGACUAAAUGGUGAUUACCACGAUGGCAUUGUCAAAGUUUUUCUAUUAAAAAAUAAAUCAUGUGGAACAAGAGGAGUAUUUAGUUUAAUAUGAAAUACUAGUAACAGCAGGUUUGGAUUAAGAGAAAGAAUAGAAUGCAGAUAGAGCUUAUAUUAAGAUAUUUUAACUAUUGUAGUCGUCCUAAUUGAAAUGCACAAUGCUAAUUCCUAUCUUAUAGAUAGUAGAUUUGAAAUAUGAAAUUGAGUAUUUGGAAUUUAUUGGACAAUAUGAUUUAAUAAUGAAAGACACAAAAGGGUAGAUUGGAAUAAUAUAGUUUACAGUAGAAGAAUUUGGGUAAGUUCUGUUGUAGGAUUAAGAUUGA
Messenger RNA from Paramecium tetraurelia, 1230 nucleotides. RefSeq lists its product as uncharacterized. The transcript has 2 exons. The record is from RefSeq and is a predicted model, not a curated record. NCBI's taxonomy places the organism in Eukaryota, Ciliophora, Oligohymenophorea, Peniculida, Parameciidae.